Molecule: messenger RNA, 3725 nt
Organism: Misgurnus anguillicaudatus (oriental weatherfish)
Lineage: Eukaryota; Metazoa; Chordata; Actinopteri; Cypriniformes; Cobitidae
Source: RefSeq, a predicted model, not a curated record
GUUAUGACAUAUAGUGUUAGAGAAAGUGAAACCAAGUUGAACAACGACAGAUACUUUAACUAUCUAACCUAUCUGUCUUUAAUCUUACAACAGAAUAUUUCUUCGUUCAUGUGUAUUAAACACAGCUGAUAUUCACUCACAGUGAUGCCAUACACCAGUGAUCCAAUGACUGACGAGCUUCAGUGUUCGAUCUGUCUGGAUGUGUUCAAUGAUCCAGUCACCACUCCAUGUGGACACAACUUCUGCAAGAUCUGCUUGAAUACAUACUGGGGAACAAGUUAUUACUUCAGCUGUCCAAACUGUAAAGAAACAUUCAAGCAGAGACCUAAACUCCAGAUUAAUACAACACUCAGAAAUCUUGUGGAUGAACAUAAGAAGAAAACUGCCAAGAAACAACCUGAAGUCCUCUGUGACAUCUGUGAGAAAGUAAAGCUAAAGUCUGUGAAGUCCUGUCUGAUGUGUCAGAGCUCUUAUUGUGAAAUUCACCUGGAGCCUCAUAGGAGAGUGACAGGUUUAAAGAAACACAAACUAAUUAAUCCUGUGAAUAAUCUGCUGGAUUAUAUAUGUCAGAAACAUGAGAGACCUCUGGAGUGCUUCUGUAGAGAUGAUCAGACAUAUGUAUGUCUGUCCUGUACUGAUGGAGAUCACAAGAAUCACAACACUGUGACUUUAGAAGAGGAGAGUAACGAGAAAAAGAUUGAGCUGUUGAAGACACAGACAGAUGUGCAGCAGAAGAUCCAAGAAAGAAUCGAGAAGAUUCAAGAUAUCAAACAUUUAGCAGAACUCAGAAGAAGACACACAGAGAAGGAUAAAGCAGCCAGUGUGAAGAUCUUCACUGAUCUCAUCAGAUCCAUUGAGAGAAGUCAGUCUGAUCUGAUGAAGAUGAUGGAGGAGAAGCAGAAAGCAGCAGAGAAACAGGAUGAAGAUCUCAUUAAAGAUCUGAAGCAGGAGAUCACUGAGCUGAAGAGAAGAAACACUGAACUGGAGAAGAUCACAAACACUGAAGAUCAUCUACACAUCAUACAGAUUUACUCAUCCUUGUGCAAGCCUUUAAACUACAAGAACUGGCCUGAGAUCAGUAUGAAGAGUCAUCUGAGUGUGGAGGAGAUGAGGAUAUCUGUGAGCCAACUGCAGAAGACUCUAAAUGAGAAACUCAGUCAAGCUGUGUUGAAGAAGAUGCAGCAGUAUGCAGUGGACGUGACUCUGGAUCCUGAUACAGCAAAUACAUAUCUCACCCUGUUUAAUAAUAACAAACAAGUGAGAGAUGGAGACAUUUGGCAUAAAGUUUGGGCUUUAUGGAUGUCUAGCCCAGAUAUCCCAAAGAGGUUUGAUACAUCUGUACAUGUCCUGGGAAAGCAGGGUUUCUUAUCAGGGAGAUUUUAUUAUGAGGUUCAGGUGAAGGGAAAGACUGCCUGGAUUUUAGGUGUGGCCAGAGAAUCUGUUAACAGGAAGGGAUUGAUCACACUGACACCAGCGAAUGGAUUCUGGACUGUGUGCGUGAGGAAUGAGAAUCAAUAUACAGCUUUUGGACGUUCCUCUCUCCCUUUGUGUGUGAAAGUAAAACCACAGAAGGUGGGUGUGUAUGUGGAUUAUGAGGAGGGUUUGGUCUCCUUUUAUAAUGUGGAGUCCGGAUCUCAUAUCUACUCUUUCACUGAUCAAUCUUUCACUGGAAAACUCUAUCCAUAUUUUAGCCCAUGUAACAAUGAUAAAGGUCAAAACACAUCGCCAUUGAUUAUCACACCUGUUAAUAAAAAUCAGUAAAUAAAAAAAUUAAAUAUUAGGUAAAUAUGUAAAUUUUGCUUCCUCACUGAAAAAACGAACUUUUUAGUGUAGUAAUAUUUAUUAGAUUAACUCUCAUAAUUUCUACAUAAUAAUAUUAACAUUUAUUGAGAACUAGAUUUUCCUAAGUAAAAUGAUGAUAAAUACACAAUUAAUUAAUGUAAAAAAUGAACUGUUUGGGAAUAGUAAGUCUUAUUAGAUAUUUUCUUGUAUUAUUUCACUGUUUUAUAGUCACUGCACAUAGUCCUAAAAUAAUUAAGUAAAUUUUAAUUGAUUUUAGUAGGUAAGUUUUACUUAUAAAAAGCAGUAAAUUUUACUUAAAAAAAGUUCGUGCAAAUUGUUAUGAGGAUUUUUUUAAGUAAAUUUUACAAGUUGUUUUUUUCAGUGCUGAUGACUAUUGUUUGUUAUUUUGAUGCCAUUGCUGUAAUUAGACUAAAAAUGUACGAAGGUUAAAGAUAUUCAGAGGUAUUUAAAGGAAAGACCCUAAUGCAUGUGAACAGAUGAUUUUAGGGUACACUGUUAAAGUGAAGGAGGUCAAAUGAAGAUUUAAAGGGAGAUGUUUUACUUUUUUGUGUGUUUUGAAUUUGUAAAACGAUAAAUGUUUCUUAAAGUCUAUAGGGUUGCCAACCUUGUCACUCUGAAAUAUGCGACAAAAGGUGGCCUGCCGCAGCAGUGCGGGUAUGGUUUUGUGUAUACAGUGUAUUGUUUUAAGCCAUUUGUCAAAACGAUAGCUAAUCAACCAAUUAAAUAUUAAGUCAUAACUCUUAUGGCAUGGCAACAUAUGGUUUAUUAAUAGUUUAUUAAUAGUUUGUUAAUUUGUACAGUGUUAAAAAUACUUUUAACACUGUCCCUUAAUUGAACGGUUACCUUUAAUACCUAUCUAAAUCAAAACACCUGUGACUCCCGCACUAAGGGUAAAAAAGUUAUCCCCUUUAUGUUAAUCAUACGGGUGACAAACUAAACUAACAUAGAUUCUGUAAGUUGUGGUUUUGCAGAGUCAACAUCAAAUACUUUAACAAAUAAUUAAAACACAUUUACAGAUCAAAGUGUUUCAGGCAGGCCUAGAUCGGCCAUCUCUUCAGAAUUGAGACUGAGAUUUGUAACUAUGCAGAUCUUAUGCAUUACAUAAAAAAGAAAACUUAAAAUCAUAUUAUAUGACCCUCUUAAAUGUAUAUUGAUUGUGCUUUAGGGGGUCUGUGAUUGGAUGACAGGUGUCGGUGAUCAUUCUCAAGUGUCGUGAUCAGCAUUGCUGCUGUUGCUGCUUGUUCGACUUCUUGUGGCACUGCAAGAACCGACAGGCAAAUGACAUCAAAGUACCACGAGAGCAUGUUGAAAGCAGUCUCCUCUAUAUGAUUUUUCGAAUCGCUCUCUAUCUCCCUCUUGGUUCUUGUGGCACCACAUGAAUUCGAACAAGUCAGUUUUUUCAGUCACUGGUUAGAUCAGCAUAGCAGUAAAAAAAACGAGAUGCAGUCCCGUACGGUACAGGACAAAUCAAUUGGGCUCAAAAUAUGGGACUUGCUAAUACGGGACAUUUGCCAACCCUAUAGUCCUGGGCAGUGAUGAGCAACUGGCAGCCCGUAGUCUGGAUGUGGCACGGCAAUAUCUUUAAAACAGCCCGCUGGACAAUAUUAUAUUUUGAUAAUCAAAAGAGGCCAGUGUAUAGCAACUAUAAAUCAUUUGAAAACACUAUGCCUUUAAAAGCGCUCUCAAGUAGGCAUGGGCCGGUAUGAGAUUUUGGCAGUAUGAUAACCUUAUGCAAAAACACUACGGUUUAACUGUGUUGCGGUAUUGCCAUUGCAACACUAAAAUCGUUUUUUUUUAUGUCUGCGUUAACAAACAACAACUUUUCAACUGGACACAAUACGUUUCAUUUUUAAGCAACGUAAAACAUGUAUGCUAGGUAAAAAUAAAGCCUUUAAAUUAUAAUAUUUAAAAAAAUAUUUCUU